AUGGGAAUUGGUUCUCUGAACAUCAGUCAAACUGUGGCAUAUCCAGUAGUGCCUCCUUGGAUGUUAGAAGAAUUGAAGGUUGAUUUAGGACUAUUGGAGGAAAGGAAGAAAGAUGGAGUGGAUAAGUAUGGGGUAAGCAAAUAUAUAACAGGAAAAUACAAAGAGUGUGUAAAGGUUUUUACAGAUGCAUCUAAAAACAUUGAGAAGAGAGUAGGGGCAAAAAGGAUAAAUGAUGACCUAGCAGUGUAUACUGCUGAACUGGUUGCCAUAUGGUUAGCACUCUUGUGGCUAGAGUCUAACAAUUGUCUGCAGGCAUUGAUUGCCUCUGAUUCAAGUUCAGCAAUGUUCAGUAUUCAGAACUAUCGGUCUGAUUCAAGGGAAGAUAUUUUAAUUGAAAUUUUACAGCAAGCAAAUGGAAUACAAGCAUCAGGAAGGAGGGUGACAUUCUUAUGGGUUCCAGCCCAUAUAGGAGUGGAAGGUAACGAAAUGGCCGAUGAGCAUGCAAAGAGAGCAACAUAUAAAAGCAAUAUAGAUAUAGAUGUAAAGUAUAGUAAAGCAGAGAUAAAAAGUAUAAUUAAGGCUAAAACUAUUAAAAAGUGGCAACAUAUCUGGGAUAAAGGGUGCUCAGGAAGACAUCUAUAUAGGAUACAAGGGAAAGUGGGAAAAGGCACACACAUAGCCAGAUCAAGACAGGAAGAAAUUGUGCUGACUAGGAUGAGGUUGGGUCAUACAAAGUUGAAUAGUACAAUGUUUUUAAUAAAAAAGCAUGGAGAUGGAAAUUGUGAGUAUUGCCAGAGUAAUACACCUGAAACAGUAGAGCAUGUAAUAAUGUACUGUCAUAAAUACAAUGAGGCAAGGCAAAGGCUUGUUAAUGAGUUGAAAGCAAAGAAAAUGUCUUUAGAAACUAAAACACUAUUGAACAGAAGUUCAAGGGAGAAUUUUGAUUUCUUACUUUUUUUUUUGAAAAGUACAGGCCUUUUAAAAAGGAUAUAA
Rhinichthys klamathensis goyatoka is the source of this 993-nucleotide messenger RNA. RefSeq lists its product as uncharacterized. The record is from RefSeq and is a predicted model, not a curated record. The transcript has 2 exons. Lineage: Eukaryota; Metazoa; Chordata; Actinopteri; Cypriniformes; Leuciscidae. Gene Ontology annotation, molecular function: RNA-DNA hybrid ribonuclease activity; nucleic acid binding. Bases 1 to 993 code for a protein of 330 amino acids.